CAGUAAAGUAAACCCAAUCAAAAUAAAACAAUUAUCAUUCUUUAUCUACGAUGGAAGACGCUGAACUAGAUGGAUCGGAAUUGGGCACCAAAGAAUAUUGGGAAUCGAGCUAUACACGUGAAAUUGGAAACUACAAAAGCCACGGAGACGUGGGUGAGAUAUGGUUUGACGAGGAUUCACAGCAACGUGUUGUGGACUGGCUGCUAAAGCAAGAGCAAAUUGACAAGCAAACUGCACGUGUCCUGGACCUGGGUUGCGGCAAUGGGAUGUUUCUCGUGGCGCUGGCAAAUGAAGGUUACGCCCAGCUAACUGGUGUGGACUAUUCCCCAAAGGCAAUUGAGUUGGCCAAAAGCAUUGCCAAGGACCAUGAUCUAACCAUCAGCUAUAAUGUGGCGGACUUGACUCUACCCCAGACAAACCUGGGCAGCUACAAAGUUGUGCACGAUAAGGGCACCUAUGAUGCCGUCAGCCUCUGUCCCGACAACGCCAAGGAGAAGCGUUCACUAUAUCUUGCCACGGUGGAGCACUUGCUGCACGACAGCGACAGUCUCUUUAUAAUUACAUCCUGCAAUUGGACAGAGGAUGAGUUGGUUCAGAGCUUUGCUGACAAAUUCAUCAAACACCACACUAUACCAACACCGACAUUCAAAUUUGGUGGCAAGGUAGGCAGUGUGGUAACAUCUGUGGUGUUUAGGAAGCGCUGAAAGGUUAAUACAUUUCUCAAUAAGAUUAUCUUACGAACAGUUUUUUUAUGCACUUUUGAUUAGAUUAAGAUUAAUAGUUUAAAUGCUCGUAAAUUUUGAGUCAUAUCUACAGCUGCAAAAGGCGUAUUUGUAAUAUACAACUUUAUUCCAGGUCCCAAAGUCA
This is a messenger RNA of Drosophila guanche, 867 nucleotides long. RefSeq names its product EEF1A lysine methyltransferase 2. The transcript has a single exon. Gene Ontology annotation, molecular function: protein-lysine N-methyltransferase activity. Gene Ontology annotation, biological process: peptidyl-lysine monomethylation; peptidyl-lysine dimethylation. Gene Ontology annotation, cellular component: cytoplasm. The record is from RefSeq and is a predicted model, not a curated record. Lineage: Eukaryota; Metazoa; Arthropoda; Insecta; Diptera; Drosophilidae. The coding region runs from base 51 to 704 and encodes 217 amino acids.